AGGUGUGUGCUCCUGUGUGUGCCAGGGUUGGAAAAUUUCCAUCAAAAUGUCCUGCCAGCAAAACCAGCAGCAGUGUCAGCCUCCUCCCAAGUGCCCUCUAAAGUGUCCCCCUCAGUGUCCAGCCCCAUGCCCACCUCCAGUCUCUUCCUGCUGCAGUUCCAGCUCUGGGAGCUGCUGUGGCUCCAGCUCUGGGGACUGCUGUAGCUCUAGGGGUGGUGGCUGCUGUCUGAGCCACCACAGGCCUCGCCUCUUCCACAGGCGCCGGCACCAGAGUCCUGAGUGCUGUGAUUGUGAGCCUUCUGGAGGCUCUGGCUGCUGCCCCAGCUCUGGCUCUGGAGGCUGUUGCUGACACAGACCUUGAACAUCAUGGAGAAACCCCUAAGCAGCAUCUCAAGGCCAGGACCUGUCCCAGCGUGACACUUCUCUUCAUGGGCCAGGCAAAGCCUGUGAAGGGUUCUGUCUGUUCUGCUGACCCAGGUGCUUGUCCUGGAUCUUAAUCUCCUUCAUC
Molecule: messenger RNA, 508 nt
Organism: Sciurus carolinensis (gray squirrel)
Lineage: Eukaryota; Metazoa; Chordata; Mammalia; Rodentia; Sciuridae
Product: late cornified envelope protein 2A-like
Exons: 2
Coding region: 47-349 (100 amino acids)
Biological process (GO): epidermis development
Source: RefSeq, a predicted model, not a curated record